AUGUCCUCACACGCUAGUCGCGGGCCGUCCCACGGUGGUGUCCUCCACGAAUAUGCUCCCAAACUUGUGGCUUUUGAGUUCACCCCACCAACUGAUGGGAUCAACAAGAUAAACAGCCUUAUCUUCGUGGGCGGACUGACAGAUGGAUUGUGCACUGUUCCCUAUGUCUCUAAGCUAGCCAACGCUCUGGAAAACACCGAAUGGUCAGUCUUCUCUGUCCUCCUCUCGUCCUCCUAUUCCGGAUGGGGAGUCGGAAGCCUUGAUCGCGAUGUAGAAGAAAUCGGACAAUGCGUGCGGUUCAUUCGCGAUCUCAAGGCGUCGCGUCAACCGGGCGCAAUGACAAAGGCCGGAAAGAUUGCGAUCAUGGGACACUCAACUGGAAGUCAGGACGUGCUCCACUAUCUUUAUUCGCCCAACCCCGUGCCGCAAAAGGAGUUUGAUUUUGGCCUUCAGCAUAUGGUCCGCCCAGAGCUCGAUGGUGCAAUUCUCCAGGCGCCUGUCUCUGAUAGAGAGAGUCUGCUGGCUAUUAUCGAAUCUUCUUCACAGCCCGAUGAGCUUAGAAAGAUCUACGAUCAGCUUGUGAGCUCUGCCCAGGAGCAACCAUACACAGCAGACAAGAAGGACUCAAUUCUCCCAAUGAAUCUGACUGCGAAGCUUUCUUAUCCGGCCGAUGCACCUCUCAGUGCCAGGAGAUUCUUGAGUCUAGUGAGCCCACAUAGCCCCGACAACCCAUCUGAUGACGACCUGUUCAGCUCCGACUUGAGCGAUAAGCGUUUGCAAGAGACAUUUGGGAUGGUGGGCACCCAGGGCAUGGUCAAAUCAAAGCUAUUGGCCUUGUAUUCUGGUAAAGAUGAGUAUUGCCCGCAUUGGGUGGACAAGGAAAAGCUACUGCAGAGAUGGCAGCAAGCCACCGAAGCAGGAGGCGCCAAGUGGGAUGCGGAAAACAGCGGGGUCGUUCCUGGAGCCAGCCACAACGUUCGCGACGAGGGCCAGCAGGACCUGAUUGAUCGAGUUCUACGAUACCUCCAGACCCUCUGA
Messenger RNA from Penicillium mononematosum, 1038 nucleotides. RefSeq lists its product as uncharacterized. The coding region runs from base 1 to 1038 and encodes 345 amino acids. NCBI's taxonomy places the organism in Eukaryota, Fungi, Ascomycota, Eurotiomycetes, Eurotiales, Aspergillaceae. The record is from RefSeq and is a predicted model, not a curated record. The transcript is spliced from 2 exons.